AUGUCAGAUGAAGAAUUGAAGGUGCCGGACGAGCUCUUUAAAGACGUCAAAUUCUAUGUGGUCGGGGAUAUUGACCCAAAGGUUGUGCAACUGUUGAAAGCUGGUAAAGGUAAAGAGGUUUCCUAUAACGCCUUAGCCACACACAUUAUCGCUGUGGAUGGAGACAAUCCUGAGGUUGGGGAGUCCCGAGAAGUCUUUGACUUACCUGUGGUAAAGCCUUCCUGGGUGACACUGUCUGUAAGAUGUGGAGAUCUACUGCCAGUUACAGGAUUUUCACCGGAAUCAGGACAAAUAUUCUUCGGCGUAACAGCCUGCCUGCCUAAGGUGGGAUCGGAAGAUCUCAACAAACUCUGGGCUCUAGUUACAUUCUAUGGAGGUGAAUGUCAACUCAACUUCAAUAAGAAAUGCACCCACCUGGUUGUACCAGAACCAAAAGGGGCAAAGUAUGAGUGUGCUCUAAGGCACAGCAGCAUUAAAAUAGUCACCCCAGAGUGGAUUUUACACUCCGUGGCUGACAAGAGUCGAAAAGAUGAGACCCUGUACCACCCACGCCUUACCUACCAGGAGGAAGAGGAGGAGGAAGAGGAAGGCAGCGAGUACGAGUAUGAACGGGGCUCCAGGUCUGACGGCAGCUACAGUGACAGGCGAUCUCCGCGCAGUCGACGGUCCAGCCUGGCUUCAUCUCGCGAUGCCUCCCCAGCUAGCCGGGGUAGGCGUUCGCCUUCCCCUGCCAAACCGGCGCGUCAGAGCGAGCGAAUGUUCGACGACUCGGACGACUCGUCCCCGGAGAAAGAGGACCGUAACCUGAACUGGACCCCGGCCGAGGUCCCUCAGCCCGGCCCGGCAAAACGACGGCUCCAGCCCGGGAAAGAUUCGGGUCUAAUUAAUUUGUGCGCCAGCGUGCCACCCGUACCGGGACUUCCAGAUGUCCGUGGCACCCCGGGGGCAAAUGCCGUACCGGGAGCGGAGAGGUCAGAGGUCAUGGGAAGUUGGAACCCUGCAGCGAGGACACUGAGGAACAUCACAAACAACGCUGACGUCCCACAGAUUAAUCGACCAUCCAACAUGGCUCAUAUCCUCCAAGGUCUCUCAGCCUCCACUAAAGCCCUGGAGCAGCAAGGAAACCAAGGCCAACCUGGUAUGGCCAACCAAGUCCUGUUAAACCAAAACAAGGCUCAAGUUCCACAGCAACUGCCCCCUGAAGCACAGCAGCAGUUGAUUCAGCAGCAGCAGCAGCACUUCCCUCCAAUGCCUCAGCAACCGCAUCCGCAGUUUCUCCAACAGCCACAUCAGCAGCAGCUCCACCAGCAGAUGUUCAAUCAGCAGCAGCAGCAGCAGCAGCAGCAGCAGCAGCAGCAGCACCCCUUCUCGCAGCAGCAGUUACGGCCGCAGCAGUUGCUCAGGCCGCCCUUGCAGCAACAGUUACAGCAGCAGCAGCAACAUGCCCUGCAACAGCAGAUGCUGCAGCAACAUAGGUUACAAAUGCAACUGCAACAACAACAACAACAACAACAACAACAGCAACAACAACAGCAGCAGCAGCAGCAGCAAAACCAACAGCAGAUGCAUCAGCAACAUUUACAACAGCAGCAACACUUUCUGCAGCAGCAGAUCCAGCAGCAACACCUGCAACAUCUGCAGCAGCAGCAGCAGCAGCAACAACAGUUACAGCAGCAGCAACAGCACCAGAACCUGCAAAACCAGCAGUCAUUGCAGCAUCAGGCCGUGCAGAGUCUUCAGCAUCAGGCGCAGGGAGCGCUGCAGCCUCCUCCACAGCCUGUGCAGCACCAUCAGCUGUUCGGGCACGAGCCAGGCCAAGAGAUCCCUGAAGAUGGUUUCCUAGUUGGCUGUGUGUUUGCAAUUGCGGACUACCCGGACCAGAUGGCCGACAAGCAGCUGCUGGCAACGUGGAAGAGGAUGAUCCAGGCGUACGGCGGGAGUGUGGACUCCGCCCUGAAUCGCUGCACUCACCUGCUGUGUGAAAGCCAAGUCAGUAGCACGUAUGUACAGGCCCUGCGUGAGGGGAAACGGUGCGUGACGGCCCACUGGCUCAGCACGGUCCUGAAGAGGAAAAAGAUGGUUCCUCCCCACAGAACCCUCCACCUCCCCUUUAACUUCCCCCCCGGAGCCAAACCCUGCUCUCAGCACAUCAUAUCGGUGACGGGCUUCGUUGACGCGGAUCGCGACGAUCUGAAACUCAUGGCUUACCUGGCGGGAGCUCGCUACACCGGUUACCUGUGUCGCAGUAACACCAUCCUCAUCUGCAAAGAGCCGAGCGGACUGAAGUAUGAGAAAGCCAAAGAGUGGAGGAUCCCGUGUGUGAACGCCCAGUGGCUCUGUGACAUCCUGCUGGGGAACUUUGAGGCCCUCCGACAGGUUCAGCACAGCAGAUAUUCCCAGUUCAACCUGCAGGAACCGCUGGCACCCAACCCGCUUCUAGUCCAGAACCUUCUGGGGGCUUGGAGGACUCCGGUGAAGAUCUCGGCAGAGGCGUUGGUGAGUUUACGUCUGCAGCAGAAACAGAAGCGGGCUGAAGCUGGUUCACAGCCACCAGCUAAAAAGCCCAAGCUUGAGGAGUUACCAACACCUACCAAAAAGCUCCCCCCUGAGUCUACACCUUAUGUGCUCUUCACCGGCUUUGAACCUCUACAGGCCCAGCAGUACAUAAAAAGACUGUAUGACCUUGGAGGGGAGGUGGCAGACAGCCCUCUGAAGUGUACUCAUCUCGUGGCCAACAAGGUGACCCGCACAGUCAAGUUCCUCACUGCCAUGUCUGUGGUAAAGCACAUUGUCACACCUGAGUGGCUGGAGGAGAGCUGGAAGAGCCAGAAAUUUGUGGAUGAACAGAACUACAUGCUGAGGGAUGCUGAGGCAGAGGUGCUGUUCUGUUUCAGUCUGGAGGAGUCGCUGAAAAAAGCUCACGCUGCUCCCCUCUUCAAGGGAAAGUACUUCUACUUAACUCCAGGAAUCUGUCCAGGGCUCAGCACCAUGAAAGCUAUACUGGAAAGUGCCGGAGGCAAACUCCUCUCUAAACAGCCUUCCUUCCGCAAGAUCAUGGAGCACAAGCAGAACAAGAACCUUCCAGAAAUCAUCGUGAUAUCCUGUGAGAACGACCUUCACCUGUGUCGGGAGUACUUUCUGAAGAAUAUCGAUGUUCACAAUGCUGAGUUCAUCUUAACUGGUGUGCUGACACAGACGUUGGACUAUGAAUCAUAUCCUUUUCAUCGAAUCAAGACCAAUCCCACCCUGGUGGGUUCGUUAAAACUCAGCCGUCAGGCGCAGGUGGGGAAGCUCUCAUGA
Messenger RNA from Chanos chanos (milkfish), 3300 nucleotides. RefSeq names its product PAX interacting (with transcription-activation domain) protein 1 (gene paxip1). Gene Ontology annotation, biological process: positive regulation of transcription initiation by RNA polymerase II. Lineage: Eukaryota; Metazoa; Chordata; Actinopteri; Gonorynchiformes; Chanidae. The transcript is spliced from 22 exons. Bases 1 to 3300 code for a protein of 1099 amino acids. Gene Ontology annotation, cellular component: nucleus. The record is from RefSeq and is a predicted model, not a curated record.